Penicillium oxalicum is the source of this 1521-nucleotide messenger RNA. Its product is annotated as putative neutral amino acid permease. Gene Ontology annotation, cellular component: vacuolar membrane. Lineage: Eukaryota; Fungi; Ascomycota; Eurotiomycetes; Eurotiales; Aspergillaceae. The coding region runs from base 1 to 1521 and encodes 506 amino acids. Gene Ontology annotation, biological process: amino acid transmembrane transport. Gene Ontology annotation, molecular function: amino acid transmembrane transporter activity. The transcript is spliced from 4 exons. The record is from RefSeq and is a predicted model, not a curated record.
AUGGCUUGGUCUGAAGACGCUGCCGGAAUGGGCUUCACCAAAGACGAUGAGGAUCGCUCCCCCGAUCUAAGCGAUGAGCUGAACCACAACCAGAAACUCAAGAGCGUCGAUCUGGAGGGCCAGGGACGUCGACAGUCCCAUCAUCAUGUCACGACCGUGGACGAUACUUCGUCCACAAGUGAAAGUGUUGGCCGCCAGAUUGAGUUGGAGUCGGAGAAUCAGAUCAAGUAUCGCACUUGCAGUUGGGAAAAGACUGCGGCUUUGCUAUUUUCCGAGUAUAUUUGUCUGGCGAUCAUGUCGUUCCCAUGGUCAUAUUCAAUUCUGGGGCUCGUGCCUGGAUUAAUCUUAACAGUGGUGAUUGCGGGAAUUGUGCUCUACACUUCUUUGACAGUUUGGCGAUUUUGCCUCAGACAUCCCGAGAUCCGCGAUGUCUGCGAUCUGGGCCAGUACCUCUUCUGGGACUCCAAGAUUGCAUGGUGGGCCACAGCGGUCAUGUUCCUCCUGAACAAUACCUUCAUUCAAGGUCUGCACUGUGUCGUCGGGGCUGAAUAUCUCAACACCAUGUCCGAUGGUGCGGUCUGCACUGUGGUAUUCUCCCUCAUCGUUGCGAUUGUUUCCUUCUUUUUUUCGCUUCCUCGCACAUUCAGCACGUUGUCUCGGGUGGCCACCUUUUCCGCCUUCUUCACUUUUGUCUCCGUGCUGUUGGCGACCAUCUUCGCCGGCAUCGAAGGUCAUCCUGCCGGCUAUAAGCCGAACGCUGGGGUCGAUUGGCUGGUUGUCCCGGCCAAGGGAACGUCUUUCAUCAAGGGUAUGAGUGCGUUCCUGAAUAUCAGUUACACGUUCAUCGGACAGAUCACCCUGCCCAGCUUCAUCGCGGAGAUGAAGGAACCACGGGACUUUUGGAAGUCCGUCACCGCCGUGACCAUCGCCGAGGUCAUUGUCUUCAGCAUUGUGGGCGCCGUCAUCUAUGUUUACUCUGGUCAGUACACGACUGCACCCGCCUUUGGUUCCCUGUCGGAUGAAGUCUACAAGAAAGUCGCAUUCUCGUUCAUGAUUCCGACCAUCAUCUUCUUGGGGGUGCUCUACGCUUCCGUGUCGGCGCGUUUCAUUUUCUUCCGCUUGUUUGAUGGCACUCGCCACAAGGGCAACAACACCGUUGUCGGAUGGGCUGCGUGGGCGGCCAUCCUGGCUACCCUCUGGGUUGGGGCCUGGAUCAUCGCGGAGGUGAUCCCCUUCUUCUCGGACCUGCUUUCCAUCAUGAGCUCUCUGUUCGAUUCCUUCUUUGGAUUCAUCUUCUGGGGCGUGGCUUAUAUUCGGAUGCGCGCUGCCGAUCAUGGCCCCGAUUUUUACAAGACACGAGGUCUUCGGGGCUGGAUUGGUUUCAUCUUCAACGUUUUCCUGAUCGUCGUCGGAUUCUUCUUCCUGGGACCAGGAACCUACGCCUCUGUCAUGUCCGUCGUCCAAAGUUAUCAGGACGGCACUGUCGGUAGUGUCUUUACUUGCAAGAGUAAUGCGUUGUAA